Messenger RNA from Prosopis cineraria, 2396 nucleotides. RefSeq lists its product as uncharacterized. The coding region runs from base 186 to 842 and encodes 218 amino acids. The transcript is spliced from 2 exons. Lineage: Eukaryota; Viridiplantae; Streptophyta; Magnoliopsida; Fabales; Fabaceae. The record is from RefSeq and is a predicted model, not a curated record.
CUGUAUUCAAGCUGGCGCCGUUGUCUCCCUCUUCCUGCUUCUCAUCUGUCUCUCCCUGCUCUUCAUCCUUCCUUCUAUUCCUUCAUUCAGAUCCUUAAACCCGCAAUAAGUAUCCACUUUUCUUUGCUCUCUACCUCCAAGUUCCCAAUCCCAAUGCUUUAACAAGCUUCAAGCUUCAACAAACAAUGGCUUUCUUCUCUAGCAUUCGUUUUCUUCCUCCUCCUCUUCUUUUUCUACUUUCAAUAUGUCUCUUAUUCUUUCUCACAUUCGCAGCAGCUUCGAGCUCUGCUAAAUUGUCUAUCUAUGAAGUUCUUCGCGCCCAUGGACUCCCCAUGGGCCUGCUUCCAAAGGGCGUGAAGGAAUUUGACAUUGACAAGGAAGGUCGCUUCUGGGUGCAUCUAGAUCAAGCUUGCAAUGCCAAAUUCGAGAGCGAAUUGCAUUUCGAGCAAAACGUUUCGGGGACUUUGAGUUAUGGCCAGAUGGGGGCGUUGUCGGGGAUAACGGCGCAGGAGCUGUUUCUUUGGUUUCCGGUGAAGGGUAUUCGCGUGGACAUACCGAGUUCUGGGUUGAUUUAUUUCGAUGUAGGCGUUGUUCGUAAGCAAUUCUCUUUGUCCCUUUUCGAGACGCCACCGGAUUGUUUGGCGGCUCCGUCUGGAGAGGCGGAUGGUUUCCAAGAUGGGUUGAUCAUGGCGGACUCUGUUUCCGAGCCUCAUGGAGCUAAGCUAAACAUAGAUGGUGUGUCGAAUUGGAUAUAUAUUCAACCGAUACUGCGCAUCAACUUGUAUUUAAAUAUAAUAUAUCUUGUCACGGUGAUAGUGUUUGUAUGGUCUCUUGAGUCUUGAUAUUAGUGGUCCUUAAUCUUGGAGGAAGAGCCAGGAAGGAAGCUCUCAGAUUAGCCAACUUCAGCAGUUGUGGUUUUUGGUUUGGUGGAGGGUCAUGUUCCCAACUAUUCCUUCAUGUGAUCUUUUCCUUUUCUUUCGGUGGUUAAGUAGAGUCUCUUAAAAACACUGAAUAAUUGGUUAGGUUAUGCUUUUGUUUUAUCUUUGUCCUCCUAUGUUGUCAUGCAACAAUGGAAAGUUGCCUUUUGACUUUACAAACCGAAGAAAAGGCUUUCCACUACUAUUCUACUUUACUGCUUCAUUCAUAUAUAAUGUUUUCCUCGGACCUCAGGUGAUCAUGCCAUGAUGUUGGGGUCAAAUAUGAGUAAAGAGUGAUAAAAAGUCUCACAAUGGAUAGAAUUAGACACAGACUGGUUGAAGAGGUAUAUAAGUAGAAUAAACUCAUAAAUUUUAGCGUGACUUAAUGUUAAGGUCAAGAAUUGAUAUCAAGCUCAUUUAUAUAUUUCCUCUCAAAGUCCAAUGAAGAAAAAGAUAUAUUGAAUCUUUCUAGUAUAUGAGGUUCUCUCAGGUCUUCUUUUGAUAUUAGGAUAAUGACCUUUGGUGUGUUAUGUGAUGUAAUAGUUUCACACAACUGAUACAAUUUCUGAAUUCUAUUUAGUGUAUAUCUUUGGAAACAAUUAAUUGAGCUGAAUAUUCAUGCUGCAAUCUAUUCCUUGUGCAGAGUCAAUCUGGAAAGCUUCAAUAUCAGCUUGAUCAGGAAAAUUUUGGAAGGGAGGUUCUGUAGAUGAUGUAAGAGGAGGUGAAUGAAGUUGUGUUGUAGUUGGAUCGUCAUGGGUUCUCCAAUCAUAUAGUAUAUAUCUUUGGAGAGUAUAAAUUAACAGGAGCAGUGUGGUACUUGUUUGUCUUUUCUUUCCUCAUAUAGUGCAGAGUUAGUGUAAUAGAGGCAGCCCCUGCAUCUCAGUGAUUAAUUGACAAGAUACUCGAAAAAAGUGCAGCAACAUAAUAAAGCUAGACCAGAGCAUUUGGUUGAGAUGAAUUCGGGUAACAAGUCUGAAAAGAUUCUUGCUCUAUGUCAAGUUUUCAUGUUAGUAUAGUUAGUUACAUUUUGAGAUGAAUCAAAUUGUGCAUUCUAUCUUCAAGAAUAUAAUGCACUGAUACAACAUAUUUGGUGUGUUACAAACCUGCAUUUCAAUUGUGAACUAUGGUUCAAGUAUGAGUAGUUUCUUAGGGUUCAAAUAUUCAGAUUGAGUGACUUGACGAAAUCUGAUGUCUGAUUAGGAAGCUUCAAUUUCUUCAAGGAACUUAUGUUUCAACUUCUUCUUGUGCUCAGGUACAUACAUGGUGGACACAAUUCAAGGCAGAGGGCUUUGAGUAAUUUUGGUCUUCUUGUGUAUAUUCUGAUUUGGUGUUCUCUGUAUAUGGAUACUUUUUUUUUUUUUCUGAGAAACAAUAAAAUUUUAUAUUCUGGAAUUUUCAUCUAUAUCUUCUCUUUCUGUGUUGCCGCUAUAAUGCAAGACCAUCAUGUUGAUAGAAAUUUACAAACUGGUAUUUUCAUUA